CACCACCGAACAUCGCCUCGCUACUCCACUACCACCACUACCGCCCUGCGCUCCGUGCUAUUCGACCGAACUGUCCCUAUUCGUGAACAUCGGAGACGACCGAAGUCUGUACUGAAGAGCACUACGACCACAUUGAAGCCGCCAGGAUGGCGCAAACGGUGGGCUACGACUACAUUUCCAAAAUCGUCAGUCUCGGAGAUAGCGGUAGCGGGAAGAGCAGUCUGACGAUCCGCCUCUGCGAAGGACGCUUCGUCAGUCACCACGACGUGACCAUCGGCGUAGAGUUUGGCUCGCGCAUAGUGCCUGUCGGUCCUCCCGCGAGUCUCGAGUACAACAUCAAUAACCCCGCAUCUGCGCCCAAACCCGCGACGACACCAGCCAACAAUGCCAAGUCAAAAGCGAAACCUCAAGAGCCAGUGCAGAAACACAUGAAGCUCUCAUUAUGGGAUACCGCAGGGCAGGAGACGUAUAAGUCCAUCACGAGGUCGUACUUCCGUGGAGCUUCUGGUGCUCUUCUCGUGUUUGACAUCACGCGAAGGGGCACGUUCGCCUCGGUCACAUCUUGGCUGCAUGACCUACGGCAGAUAGCAGAGGACGACAUCAUCGUCGUGCUGGUAGGGAACAAGAGCGAUCUCGCUGCUUCUUCGACAGUCUCAGGCGACAGCUCGGCGCCGAACAAGCGGCAAGUCACGAAAGAAGAAGCGGAAGAGUGGUGUCGAGAGAACAAAGUUAUGCAGUAUGUGGAAACAUCAGCGAAGAGUGGAGAGAAUGUCGAGAGGGCAUUCCUCGAGGUCGCGGAGCGGAUAUAUCAGAACAUUGAAGCUGGCAAAUAUGAUUUGAACGAUCGAAGAAGUGGCGUGAAGGGACCUGGCGCCGGAGGAGGCAAUGCUGGAAGAGGGGUGCAGUUGGCUAGGACGGACAAGAAUGCGGCCAAAAAGGCUGGUAUUGCGGGUGGUUGCUGCUAAUGUACAGUGAACAGAAUGUAAUGGAGUUGCUCGGAG
Molecule: messenger RNA, 1001 nt
Organism: Cercospora beticola
Lineage: Eukaryota; Fungi; Ascomycota; Dothideomycetes; Mycosphaerellales; Mycosphaerellaceae
Biological process (GO): vesicle-mediated transport
Cellular component (GO): Golgi apparatus
Molecular function (GO): GTP binding; GTPase activity
Source: RefSeq, a predicted model, not a curated record